UGUCUGCCGGUUGCGCGCUAGACUCGCUCCGUUCACCGCCACUUUAAUCCGACUUAUAGUGCUCAACAAUAGCAUAAUAAAAUCAAAACAAAAAUGUGUAUCUGCAGAAAACGCAUGAAAAUUUUAUUUCGACACUUUUGAACAAUUGUAAAUAUUUUUGUGUUUGUAGAGUUGGAUAUCAUGAUAACAACCAUGACGUCAUUCAUAUUAAUUAAGACCAAUUCUUUUUUGUUGAGGAUGAAUAGAGAGGAUAACGUAAACUGGUUCCAUGGGAAAAUAUCACGAGAAGCUGCUGAGAACCUCUUAAAAGAAGAGGGCGAGGAUGGUGUUUUCCUGGUUCGGGAGAGCAAUACCUCACCUGGGGACUAUGUUCUAUCUGUGCUAUUUCAGGGUGAGGUGGUACACUACCAAAUACGCCGGCAUGGUGAAGAUGCAUUCUUUUCAAUUGAAGAGCACACCACAGUCCAUGGUCUUGACACACUGAUCCAGCACUAUCGUGGAGACUCUAAUGGGCUAGUGACACGUCUUGCUGUGAUUUGUAAAGGCUCUCCGCCACCACAUGAAUCACGAACACAAGGGACGACUAACUUGUUGCACCGAGCGACAGAAGCUGGUGACGUGAACGUGGUUUCCCAGUUGCUAGCAUGCGGGUACCGUAACCGCGACGCGAAGAAUCAAGAUGGCCAGACGGCGGUUCACAUCGCCGCUCGCUCCGGCCGCGAUAAGAUUCUCGAGAAACUUAUCGAGAGCGGGGCCACUAUUAACGUGCGGGAUUCUUUUGGCUUCACGCCUUUGCAUUAUACAUGUCAGAACAAUUUGCCAAGCACAACAGAGCUCCUGAUUACGAAAGGCCAAGCAAACUAUCAGAUGCGGCAUGCGCCCAGCGGCAAAGUGCCACUGCAUGAUGCAGCACAGAGGGGACACAUGGACUGUAUUAAGGUAUUAUUAAAGUUAAAGGCGCCUGCCCAUCCAAGGACGUUGGCGCAAGACACUCCCGCUGAUCUUGCCAAACACUACGGUCACACAGAGUGCUAUCUGUUACUCAAGAAUCACAAACCCGAAACGCCGAAAACGUCAAAAAGCCAAUGGUACCACGGGACACUAAACCGCGAUGAAGCAGUGAAGAUCUUACAGGAGUACUGCAAACAUCACAACUUGCAAGACAAAGCCACGGAAGGCGUCUUCCUUGUAAGAUAUAGCGAAAGACAUACUGGCGCGUAUGUGCUCACCAUGCUCAGUGAAAAUAAUCCUUAUAACUACAUUAUUAGAAAAGAGAACGACUGGCUGUUUAUAGACGAUGGACCGUACCUAGAAUCUCUAGAGCGACUGAUCGAGCACUACGGUACUGUACCCGACGGCUUGCCCACGCGCCUCACCAUAGCCGUACCGCCUAGACCGAAACCACCUCUGCCUGAAUUCUCAACUAUGCCUCGUACCAAGAAGCCAUCGCCGAGCCGCGCAGCUAUGAAUCAGACGUUAUCUCUAGUCAAGCACGAUAUCCUCAACGACAAAGACACGACACUUCCUAACUCAGCUCCAAUUCAUCCUUUCUCCAAUAACAACGCCUUUGAACUCCUAACAAGAAACCUCUCAUUUUCAUCAGACUUCAACAAUGAUAGUUUAAACAAUAACGAAGGUGGUGAUGACAAUGAUACGUACAAAGUGCCUGCGAAUAACAGUGCCGUAGUCACUCUUGCUGAGAAUUAUAAUGAAAUUUCUAUUAACUCCGAAGGCCAGCUCUCCACACUGCAAGAAUUCAUUCCAAUGUCCGAACUAACCCUGGGAGCAGUACUCGGCGAAGGCGAAUUUGGUUCAGUCCUCCGCGCUACGUACAAUACUCCAGAGCAGACGUCACAGCCGGUGGCCGUUAAAACGCUUCACAUGCAACACACCGACACCAAUAAGAGAGAAUUCCUUUCUGAAGCAAAACUUAUGAUGUCGUUGCGACAUAGGUGCAUUGUACGCCUUAUUGGAGUCUCCUUGGGUCCACCGCUAGCAAUGGUGCAAGAAUUGGUGCCUCUGGGAUCCCUACUGGAGUACCUAAUACGUCAUCCGGAGAAGGCAUCACCAAGCUAUGAGCUGCGGCUUUGGGCCUGCCAGGUUGCCGCUGGUAUGCGAUACUUGGAGCGACGACGGUUCGUCCAUAGAGAUUUGGCAGCUAGGAAUAUUUUACUUGCUAGCAGGCAUCAAGCUAAAAUAAGCGAUUUUGGUUUAUCGCGGGCGUUGUCUACAGACAGUUCGUACUAUAAAGCUAGCCGCGGUGGAAAAUGGCCUAUCAAAUGGUAUGCGCCGGAGUCGUACAACUAUGGUACAUUCAGUCACGCGAGUGACGUGUGGAGCUACGGCAUUACGCUAUGGGAGAUGUUCUCUUAUGGUGCUCAGCCUUAUGGUGAUAUGAGGGGAAUUGAGGCAAUACAAUUAGUUGAAAACGGCAAACGUCUUGAACGACCAAAGGACUGUCCAGAUGAAAUAUACCAAGUAAUGUUAGACUGCUGGGCAUAUAACCCGGACAAUAGACCGACGUUUAGCAACCUCGUUGAUGUGUUUUCGCAACACCCCGACUACGUCAACAUUAGCCAGUUGGCGCUUGAGAACGAAGAGUGAGUUUAAACGACGUGUGAGUUUAACUUAUUGGAAAACUGAUCAUUUCGAAAACGCAUAUAAGUAAAUUACGUACCUAUAGUUAUUACCUAUGACUGCGAAACAUAUUGUUAAGUCUGUCUAUAUUACGUACUUUGAAGACGUAGUUUAGUUGCAUAAAUACGUCAUUCUCGGGAUUAGUGCUGUUCUUUAACUAAUUUUCGUGGCAUAUUUCAUUGAUAAUAAACUCGAAUACUGAAAUAAUAGAAACUGUCACGGAGAUUAGGCAGUGAAUGUUAACUAGAACAUAACCGAAAUAACUGUCAAUUUUGUCUUUUUCAUUUUCGAAAAUGAGCUAGAAUACAAAGUAAGAUAGUCAAUAGUGUAUACAAAAAUACUAAAGAUGUGACUAUGCUAACCUCCUUCAUCGUCAUCCCACCUUUUUAUCAUCCUCUUUUCUGGUUCCUGGCCACGUUUAAUUUUUAAAUAUUGAGUCGUUUUCGAAUUCCCUUUUCCUGCACUAUUCCUAUGUUUGUUCUAUCAGUCGUCACUACCAUCAAAAUUCUUGAAAAUAAGUGACCAGAUAAUAGAAAAAGAUGAUAAAAAGUGGUAUGACGAUAAAGGUGAGCAUCGUCACAAGUGAACAUCGUCAAAGAUGAGUGCCCUACGGCAACAAAUUGAGCUUUAUUAAAAUUGGACACUGUUUUAGUUAAAAUAAAAACUUAGUCGCGAACAUCGAAUUUGCUUCUAGGUGUAUUUAUCUUGUGAAAUAACGUAUAAUGUGACAUACGUUAAUUAAUCACGCAAUCAACGACAUUUAAUAUAGUAUUUAAGAAGUUUGGUGUUUUAUUAAGUGUGAGUAAGAAACAAAGGACAUGCCAUUUAUGUGCCUGAUUGCGUACAUUGUACAAAAUUUAGAUUCUAAAAUAAUGAACUCGAAUGGUGUAAUAAAUUUCCACUUUUAUACUAUUUUUAUAUAGAGCACUUUUUAAACUCGUUGACUUUGAAUUGAGCUUUUUUAUAUUAAAUUUAAUAUAUCUUGAUGUAUUUUAAGUUUUUAUAAGCUUAUCUUGAGUGUAUUUUCUACGUAUUAUUUUCUGUACAUUGUUCCUUUAUAAGCCAAAAUGUAUUAAAUAUUCUCUAUCGAAAAUGAAACUACGUACAUGAUAUGAAACGUACAUUCCUUAUUUUAUUUACAUUAAUAAUUUACAAAUAGAAUUUAAUGAAAGAGAGCCUGUUAUAACUAUUAUUAACUCGUAUAAACUUUUUAUGACAAAACAAACAAUUGCUUAGAUAUGCCAUAUAUUUAGUAAUUUGCCAGCAUAUGAUUGCCGCGCGGUUGUGUUUCGUAUGUACAAAAACUGUAGUUACCCAAAUUAUAUCUCCUUAACAUUCAGAGAAUUUAUAUUAAAUUCUAUGAGUCUGAUUUAGCAUUAU
Molecule: messenger RNA, 4017 nt
Organism: Hyposmocoma kahamanoa
Lineage: Eukaryota; Metazoa; Arthropoda; Insecta; Lepidoptera; Cosmopterigidae
Gene: Shark
Product: tyrosine-protein kinase Shark
Exons: 14
Coding region: 181-2604 (807 amino acids)
Biological process (GO): protein phosphorylation
Molecular function (GO): protein binding; ATP binding; protein tyrosine kinase activity
Source: RefSeq, a predicted model, not a curated record